This is a messenger RNA of Prorocentrum cordatum, 988 nucleotides long. Lineage: Eukaryota; Dinophyceae; Prorocentrales; Prorocentraceae. The record is from the annotation of a GenBank genome assembly.
GCCGGUUCGGCCAUGCCAGCGCGCGACAUGGGUCGCCGUUCCGCUGGUCCUAUCGACACGGCGGCGCUGUCCCAGCAGCACCCACUGACGCCCAGCGCGGACUACGGGGAGUUGACCGCAGGGUUGCCGACCCGGCUGCGAGUGUGGCGGACUCUGGAGCGCUUUUGGUUGUUGGCCCCGCCUCUUGCCGGAGCGCUGUGCGGCUUGCUGGCGCCGCUGCCAGAGGCCUCUGGCAUUCCGGGGCCAUGGAGGCGCGUUUCUGCCAUGCUCGGCUGGUCUUAUUUCUGCGCCUGGAGCGUGUCGUUCUACCCCCAGGUCGUCCAGAAUUUCCAGAGGCGCAGCGUUGUGGGCCUCUCUCUGGACUACCAGCUCCUGAACUUUGCUGGCUUCGCGUGCUACUUCGUGUUCAACGCGGCCCUGUAUUGGAGCCGCCCAGUGCAGCUGGAGUACGAGAGCCAUUAUGGGGGGAAGCCUAGCGCAGUGAGGCUCAACGACGUCGUCUUCGCUGGACACGCGUUUGUUCUGACCUCGGUGACCCUGCUGCAGAUUGCCGUGUACUACGACUACCCUCCCAGGGACGGGGCCGACCGCGGCUUGCGGCGCGUGGUCGCCAGCGGGCUGUCCGCCUUCGCCGCGGUCGCCCUGGCCCUGGCGGCAGCCAUCUGGGCCAGCUCCGAGCGCGUGGCCAGCUGGCUCACGUACCUGCAGCUGCUGGCGGAGGUGAAGGUCGUCAUCUCCACCUGCAAGUACUGCCCGCAGGUGUGGAUGAACUGCAGGCGGAGGAGCACGGACGGGUGGAACAUCUCCAACGUCUUGCUCGACUUCACCGGGGGGGGGCUCAGCGUGGCCCAGCUCGUCCUGGACGGGUGGGCGAGCGGCGAUUGGAGCGCCGUCUCGGGGGACCCCGCGAAGCUGCUCCUGGGCAACGUGUCGAUGCUGUUCGACGUGAUCUUCGUUGCGCAGCACUACUGCCUCUACCCGCAGCGCG